AUGUUAGUUUCGCAUACGAUGAGAGACUCCCAAAUCUUGAAAAAUGUGUCGUUUAGAGUACAAGCGGACAUACCGUUGUCGAUCAGGAGGAGGCAAGUCAACUGUCUUGCGUCUACUAUUACGCUUUUACAAUAUCAUGAAGGUUGUGAUGUCAGGAAUGUUAAACAACAUGAUCUGAGGAGUAAAAUUGGACUUGUAUCUCAGGACAAGAGGAUUUACGAGCACUUAAUGGGCGUAGACGCGAAUUUUACAAUGUACACUAUUUCGUUCAGAGGCAACGUUCCGAGGUUUACUAGCAAACUGACACGUGGAAACGAAGACAAGACGAUGACGCAAUGA
Molecule: messenger RNA, 339 nt
Organism: Paraglomus occultum
Lineage: Eukaryota; Fungi; Glomeromycota; Glomeromycetes; Paraglomerales; Paraglomeraceae
Source: the annotation of a GenBank genome assembly